Messenger RNA from Alosa sapidissima (American shad), 1228 nucleotides. Its product is annotated as transcription factor HES-5-like. Gene Ontology annotation, cellular component: nucleus. The coding region runs from base 18 to 581 and encodes 187 amino acids. Lineage: Eukaryota; Metazoa; Chordata; Actinopteri; Clupeiformes; Clupeidae. The transcript has 2 exons. Gene Ontology annotation, molecular function: protein dimerization activity; DNA-binding transcription factor activity, RNA polymerase II-specific; RNA polymerase II cis-regulatory region sequence-specific DNA binding. Gene Ontology annotation, biological process: regulation of transcription by RNA polymerase II; anterior/posterior pattern specification; regulation of neurogenesis. The record is from RefSeq and is a predicted model, not a curated record.
GAUCUGCAGCUACAGCAAUGGCACCUACAAUCACUUCAACAGAUUACCCAAAGGAACACCUGAAUCCCCACAAGAUAAGAAAGCCACUUGUGGAGAAGAAGCGGAGAGAUCGCAUCAACAACUGCAUCGAGCAGCUCAAGGAUCUUCUGGGUCCAAAGCUCCUCAACCAGCAGGCCGACUCCAAGCUGGAGAAAGCUGACAUCCUGGAGAUGACCGUUUGCCUCCUGAGACGGCAUCUUCAUGCAGUGAAAACUAAACCCUCUGGCGAUGCUGCCAGUCAGGGCUUCUCCAGGUGUGCUCAAGACGUUGUUCACUUCCUGUCCGAGGACUCUUGGAAAACACAGUCCCAUAGGAAGUUGCUGACCCAGUUCCAGACCCUACAACCACCACGCAAUGACUACAGGAGGGAAAGUGACCAGUGCCUGUUGGGCUCUCCUGUCCAGCAGUGCAGGGCAAAGACAAGAGUCCAGCCAAGAGUGCCCCCUGGAGGCCCUGGUAGAAUUACAGAGACUUCUCAACAUGACUUGGUCAGAGAUGAGAAACAGAAGAAACUUCACGUUGAUGAAGCCUACAGGGGUUGAUCAUCUUUACGUUAAAGGCAUAUAAUUAUUUUGUAAGAAAAGAUAUAUUGCUUACUUUUUUAAGCAUGUCUUCAUUGAAGACAAACAUUUUUAGAAUUCCAUUAAUGAUUUCAAUUUGAAACUUCCAUAAUGGAUUCCCAUUGGUGGACAAGAUCAGAUUCACAGAAUAUUAACAUUUUCUGUGAAAUGUACUAGUUUAUUUUUCACUAUUAUCUUCAAAGAUAGAACAUGUUUAUGAAAUGUCAUGAUUUUACAUGACUAUUUUCAUUAUGUUAUUAUUUCCAUGAAAUGUGAUCAUUUUUGUUAACUUCCAAGCUUGUUUUAGAGCUUUUUUAUUGUAACACACUGAAGGAUGGUGUCUAUAUAAGAUCUCAUAAAAGUGAGGCAAAGUUGACUUUCUUAAUAUUUAAGAAAAAUAAAUGUUACCUUCAACUGGAAGGAGUGUUAUUAAGACUUUUUGAAACACAAUAGUUGUUUCUGAUACAAUCCGACAAAUAUCUUUUAUAAAGAUUAAUUAUUAUUUGCCUCUUCGUCCCAGUGGAGACAGAACAGAUGUUGACAUGAAUCUUUUUUCAGAUUUGUUUGAAUAUACUUUUCUGUUAUGGCAGUUUUCAUGCCAGAAAAUUACAAUAAAAUAUGCAAUUCAA